This is a messenger RNA of Sclerotinia borealis F-4128, 729 nucleotides long. Lineage: Eukaryota; Fungi; Ascomycota; Leotiomycetes; Helotiales; Sclerotiniaceae. The record is from the annotation of a GenBank genome assembly.
AUGAAUCUACCUCCACUUCCAAUUCUGUCUCCGGCCGAUCCAGAGACGACGAGACUCAAAUUACAGUUCCUCAACCUCCACCAACACCCCGAACCCCCCCUCGCGAACUUUUACCGCUGGUUCGUCCUCCACUGCAUCCACAAACGCUCUUUCAAAGACGGUUCCUUCAAAACCAGCAUCCCCUGGAUCCUCUCUGGCCCCGGCGCCUGGAAAGUCGAAGACAUCCUCUUAACCAUGUGUUCCUCGUCUCUCAUCACCGCUGCGGAAAGAAGCAUGAUCUGCACCUUCCUCGGCGAAUACCACACCCAACUCGAAGCCGUGCAUAAAUCGCCCUCCACGAGUCUAACAACCAUUCCAUCAUGGGCAGGCGUCAAGAGAAUGUUCGAUGUCAACGAUCCCACGCAUUAUGCUGCUGUGGCUUCCGCCUUUGAAGAUUAUCCUCAGCAUUGGCGCCGUACUCCUGCUCCCUUUCAUCCUGCUCAUAAGAGGCAUGACGCUAGGUCCAGCGACACAACAAUGUUGCGAGAAAAGAGAUCUGAAGAAGAGUGUAUCGUCGCCAAGUACAGCAAUACAAUGACGUUGCGAGACAAAAAGUCUCAAGAGGAUAUUCUCCAGCAAGCCGGCAGAAAGAGAGUCAUUUCUAAUUCGGCUGUUCGCUCGACAAGUCCCACAAAGAAGAAUAAGCCAGAUGUCAAAAUGACCGAGGUCAAGGCUGCUGAUGUCUUUUGA